This is a messenger RNA of Lemur catta (Ring-tailed lemur), 891 nucleotides long. RefSeq lists its product as uncharacterized. Bases 1 to 654 code for a protein of 217 amino acids. NCBI's taxonomy places the organism in Eukaryota, Metazoa, Chordata, Mammalia, Primates, Lemuridae. The record is from RefSeq and is a predicted model, not a curated record. The transcript is spliced from 3 exons.
AUGUUCUGGGGUGGGGGCAAGGCGGGUGGAGGGUGCCGGGCCCAGGCCCAGCCCCCCUGGCUCCCGGGCUGCCUUCUCUUCGGCAGAGAGUUCUGGCCAGGCCUGGGCAGGGGAGGGGGCCUGGGUGCGGUUUUCCCCUGCGGUGUGGUUGGCUCGUUUGUCUUCCAGGAUGGGCCUGUGGGGUCUGUUGGGGAAGGCGCUGGGAGCCAGGCGUGGGCUGCCAGUGUGUUGGCUGGCUGCUGCCAGACGUGGACCAAGCACCUCCUCCGAGCCAGAGGCUGGAGAUCCAGCGGUGUGCACCAGAGACAUGAUCCUGUCCUCUCGGAUCGUCACGCGGUCCUGCCCCCGCCACCUCUCCAGGACUCUCGGCCUGGUCUUCUCCUUGGAGCCCGGCUGACUCAGGACUCCGGCCGUGGCGACCCAGGGAGCAGCGUUCGGUGGUUUUCUGGAAGCCUGGGUGAUCCCUUGAAGACCUCGUCCUUCCCAGCCGUGGAGAAGAGCCCUUCCCGGUCGGUGCUCGGCCGAGGACCGGACCUGGCUCUGGAGGACGGCUGGAGGGGUAUGAGGGAGGCCCGGCAGGGAGGCCCACCCCCUGCCCACCUGCUCGGACCCUGCCUGUGGGCCCUGCUGCUGGGGCCGGAGGCCGCUGCCUGACCCUGCGUGGACUCCAUUCCUCCUCGCAUCCCUGCCGGUGACCAGACAGAGCUUGGCCUGGGCCCCAUUGAUCACUCCCCUGACCCCAGGCUGGGGCUCAAAGGACCCUACCUGAUGGGGACCGGAACAGGGAUGGGAGCUGGGCGGUGCUGUCCGUGGGUGGGCAGGUGCAGCCCCUCAGCGCUGCCGCUGGACUUGUCUGUCUCUCGCCAUCUGCCUUGUGCGUAAUUGUCAUCU